AUGGUGACAUUGAAGCUAGUGACGUUGACAUUAAAGCUACUGAUGGUGACAUUGACGCAAGUGACGGUGACAUGGAAGGCAAUGAUUGACAUUAAAGCUAGUGACGGUGACAUUGAACCUUGUGACGGUGACAUAGAAGCUAGCGAUGGUGACAUUCAUGCUAGUUACUGUCACAUUGAAGCAAGUGACGGUGACAUUAUUGUUAGUGAUGGUGACAUUAAAGCUAAUGAUGGUGACAUUGAAGCUAGUGGUGGUGACAUUGACGCUAGUGACUGUGACAUUGAUGCUAGUUCUGGUGACAUUGAUGCAAGUGACGGUGACAUUAUUGUUAGUGAUGGUGACAUUAAAGCUAAUGAUGGUGACAUUGAAGCUAGUGGUGGUGACAUUGACGCUAGUGACUGUGACAUUGAUGCUAGUUCUGGUGACAUUGAUGCUAGUUCUGGUGACAUUGAUGCUAGUGACGGUGACGUAGAAGCUAGUGACUGUGACGUAGAAGCUAGUGAUGGUGACAUUGAAGCUAGUGACUGUGACGUAGAAGCUAGUGACUUUGACGUAGAAGCUAGUGAUGCUAGUGACUGUGACGUAGAAGCUAGUGACUGUGACGUAGAAGCUAGUGCUGGUGACAUUGAUGGUAGUGCUGGUGACAUUGAAGCUAGUGGUGGUGACAUUGACGCUAGUGACUGUGACAUUGAUGGUAGUGCUGCUAGUGACGGUGACGUAGAAGCUAGUGACUGUGACGUAGAAGCUAGUGAUGGUGACAUUGAAGCUAGUGACUGUGACGUAGAAGCUAGUGACUUUGACGUAGAAGCUAGUGAUGCUAGUGACUGUGACGUAGAACCUAGUGAUGGUGACAUUGAAGCUAGUGACUGUGACGUAGAAGCUAGUGAUGGUGACGUUGAAGCUAGUUACGGUGACAUUGAAGCUAGUGACUGUAACGUAGAAGCUAGUGACUGUGACGUAGAAGCUAGUGAUGGUGACAUUGAAGCUAGUGACUGUGACGUAGAAGCUAGUGACGGUGACAUUGAAGCUAGUUAUGACAUUGAUGGUGGUGCUUGUGACAUUGAUGCUAGUGAUGGUGACAUUGAAGAUAGUGACUGUGACGUAGAAGCUAGUGACGGUGACGUUGAAGCUAGUUACGGUGACAUUGAAGCUAGUGACUGUAACGUAGACGCUAGUGACUGUGACGUAGAAGCUAGUGAUGGUGACAUUGAAGCUAGUGACUGUGACGUAGAAGCUAGUGACGGUGACAUUGAAGCUAGUUAUGACAUUGAUGGUGGUGCUUGUGACAUUGAUGUUAGUGAUGGUGACAUUGAAGCUAGUGAUGGUGACUUUGAAGCUACCGACGCUGACAUUGAAGCUAGUGACGUUGACAUUAAAGCUAGUGACGUUGACAUUAAAGCUAGUGAUGCUAGUGACUGUGACGUAGAACCUAGUGAUGGUGACAUUGAAGCUAGUGACUGUGACGUAGAAGCUAGUGAUGGUGACGUUGAAGCUAGUUACGGUGACAUUGAAGCUAGUGACUGUAACGUAGAAGCUAGUGACUGUGACGUAGAAGCUAGUGAUGGUGACAUUGAAGCUAGUGACUGUGACGUAGAAGCUAGUGACGGUGACAUUGAAGCUAGUUAUGACAUUGAUGGUGGUGCUUGUGACAUUGAUGCUAGUGAUGGUGACAUUGAAGAUAGUGACUGUGACGUAGAAGCUAGUGACGGUGACGUUGAAGCUAGUUACGGUGACAUUGAAGCUAGUGACUGUAACGUAGACGCUAGUGACUGUGACGUAGAAGCUAGUGAUGGUGACAUUGAAGCUAGUGACUGUGACGUAGAAGCUAGUGACGGUGACAUUGAAGCUAGUUAUGACAUUGAUGGUGGUGCUUGUGACAUUGAUGCUAGUGAUGGUGACAUUGAAGAUAGUGACGGUGACGUAGAAGCUAGUGACGGUGACAUUGAAGCUAGUGACGGUGACAUUGAAGCUAGUGACUGUAACGUAGACGCUAGUGACUGUGACGUAGAAGCUAGUGAUGGUGACAUUGAAGCUAGUGACUGUGACGUAGAAGCUAGUGACUGUGACGUAGAAGCUAGUGACGGUGACAUUGAAGCUAGUUAUGACAUUGAUGGUGGUGCUUGUGACAUUGAUGCUAGUGAUGGUGAUAUUGAAGUUAGUGAUGGUGACAUUGAAGCUAGUGAUGGUGACAUUGAAGAUAGUGAUGUUGACAUUGAAGAAAGUGAUGGUGACAUUGAAGCUAGUGACUGUGACAUUGAAGAUAGUGAUGCUAGUGAUGGUGACAUUAAAGCUACUGAUGGUAACAUUGAAGCUAGUGAUGGUGACAUUAGAGCUAAUGAUGGUGACAUUGAAGCUAGUGUUGGUGACAUUAAAGCCACUGAUGGUGACAUUGAAGCUAGUGAUGGUGACAUUAAAGCUACUGAUGGUAACAUUGAAGCUAGUGAUGGUGACAUUAGAGCUAAUGAUGGUGACAUUGAAGCUAGUGUUGGUGACAUUAAAGCCACUGAUGAUGGUGGCAGUGUUGGCAUAUUGUUGUCCUCGAUUUAUCAGCUGCGUUUGACACAACAGACCAUGAAAAACUAA
This is a messenger RNA of Haliotis rufescens (red abalone), 2583 nucleotides long. Its product is annotated as dentin sialophosphoprotein-like. The record is from RefSeq and is a predicted model, not a curated record. Bases 1 to 2583 code for a protein of 860 amino acids. NCBI's taxonomy places the organism in Eukaryota, Metazoa, Mollusca, Gastropoda, Lepetellida, Haliotidae. The transcript has 14 exons.